Molecule: messenger RNA, 1779 nt
Organism: Diabrotica balteata
Lineage: Eukaryota; Metazoa; Arthropoda; Insecta; Coleoptera; Chrysomelidae
Source: the annotation of a GenBank genome assembly
AUGGACUCUGUACGUCCUUUUAAUGAUUCCUGUCCAGGAAACCUAAACAACGUACCUGGAUAUCUUCUCUUAACUCUAAUUAACGGUUUGUUGAGGUCCAAGUGUAAUCUAGGAUCGAAGGAUAAUUAUCAGGAAGAUUAUUCACCAAAUCUGAAAGAUGGAGAUGAAUUUGAUUUUAUAGUGAUAGGAAGUGGAUCUGCAGGGUCUGUGGUAGCUAACAGAUUAAGUGAAAAUCCUAACUGGAGAGUGUUGGUACUAGAGGCAGGAGGAUAUCCUUCAGCUACAAGUGAUAUCCCCAUUCUAUUAUAUAGCUUACAAGAGACCGAAGAGGAUUGGCAAUACAAAAUUGAACCUUCCGAAAAGGCAUGUUUAUCCUUCAAAGACGGCAGAUGCAGAUGGACGAGGGGAAAAGUCUUAGGUGGCAGCAGCACCUUAAAUGCGAUGUUAUUUACCAAAGGCAACCAAAGGGAUUACGACCAAUGGGCAGAGCUUGGUAAUACCGGGUGGAGUUGGAAGGAUGUAAAAAAACAUUUUGCAAAAAUUGAUGAGUCAGCAAUUUGUUCGCACAAAUAUGACGCUGGAGACCCAAUAAAAAACGCGAUUAUUAAAGCAUACAAACAACAAGGAUACAGACACCACGAAAAACAAAGCCCAGAAGAUCCAAUAGGAUCCAUAGAAACAACAGUGUGCAUCAAGGAUGGAAUGCGUAAUAAUGCGGCAAAAGCAUUUUUGGGAAAUUUUAAAAAAAGACAAAAUUUAUUGAUUUCUCUUCAUUCUUUCGUUCAAAAAAUUUUGAUAGAUCCUAAAACAAUGACAGCAUAUGGAGUUAAAAUAAAGAUUGGUAGCAAAAUAUUGAAUUUAAAGAGCAACAAAGAGAUUAUUUUGUCAGGCGGCACUAUUAAUUCAGCACAACUACUAAUGUUAUCUGGUAUAGGACCUAGAACGCAUCUGGAAGAUCUAGGAAUAUAUGUUGCCAAAGAUUUACCGGUGGGAAAAUACUUGCAAGAUCAUAUCAUGCACUACGGAUUCGAUAUCUCGUUGUCACCAAAUUCAAUGCUACCUGAGCAUCAAUACAGUCGGAGUCAUAAAUCACUGGGAUUCAUCAACACCAGAAACGACUCAAUUUACCCAAAUAUUCAAUAUCAUCACACACUUUUUCCACAAAAUGAUGCACUUUUAUUGCCAACAGUUUGCCAGGGAGCAGGUUUAAAGGAAAGUAUUGUGAAAAGUAAACUAGACUCACUCAAAUCUGGUAAUUUGCUAGCUCUUUACACCACUCUACUAAAUCCAAAAUCAACUGGCCGAAUAACUUUAAAGAGCAAAUUUCCUGAAGAUAAACCCAUCAUUGAUGCAGGGUAUUUCACAGAUGAACAGGAUGAUGACCUACACGUCAUGCUCGAGGGAAUUAGGUUUCUCGAAAAGUUGAUUGAAUCUCCAGAAAUACAAAAGUUCGGUGCUCAAAUUAUCCAGUACGAAGGCCUAGAUUGCAACGAAUACAAAUUCAGAUCGGAAGAAUACUGGAAGUGCAGUUUAAGACAUUUGGCUACCACCGUUUACCAUCCAACCAGUUCUUGCAAAAUGGGACCAACAGAUGAUGGCACUUCUGUUGUAGAUCCAAACCUUAAGGUGCAUGGGAUAAAAAACUUAAGGGUAGUUGAUGCUAGUAUCAUGCCACAUGUGGUUAGUGGGAAUACGCAUGCUCCAACUAUGAUGAUAGGACAUAAGGCUGGCGAUAUUAUAUCUAAGGAUUGGUUGAAACGAGAACGAGAAGAGCUGUAA